CAAUCAACAUUCAAUAGCCCUUUUGAAUUUAACCACCUGAACUAAUGUCGGUCGGCUAAUUUGUUUGGGUAGCACAGGAAGAAGUUGCAAUUUCUGCUGUUACGCAUAGUUGCUCAUUUCAUGUAUGGGGAUGGUUUGAUUUGCUGGUCACUCACUUUUAAAAUAUUCGGAAAAUCAUUCGGCUGAGGCAAAAUUCAUGAAAUCAUGGAAAUUUGAUCGUGUAUUCGUAUGCGAAAGACCUUAUCUAUUUGAACUUCGACUUGUGUUAAAACUGUGAAAUAGAGGGGGAUGGCUCUGGCAUUGGCAGCAAAAGGGCUGUUAUCCCCGCUGCGUGCCAGUAAAGAUGGAAGCAAAAAUACAAAGUACAUCCCUCUCGAUUCUUCAACAGGAGAUGAAGAUGGACAGAACACGAAUCGAAAGUUCCUUAGCGGACGCAGAAGAUAUUAUGUUGGUGGAUUUGCUGCUAUUUUGCUAGUAAGCGUUGUGACUCUUGCAGCCGUCUUAGGAACGAAACAAGAUCUAUGGCUUGGUUCAAGGCAAGCAAGAUCUUCCACCAAAAUCACUUUUGAAGAUGCAAUGACUGGAACAUUCUCUCCAAGGAGCUAUUCAGUGAAGUGGCUUGAUGAUGUGAGCUAUGUGCACCUCUCACCAGAUGCUGGAAUAAAAAUGUUCAAUUUGACCACUAAUUCUUCAUCAACUUUCCUUUCAGAUGAUGUAAUUGAUAAACAUGGUUCAAGUUAUACAUUAUCAAAAGACAGAAAAUGGAUUAUGUUCAAGGAAAACUCAACGAAACUUUACAGACAUUCAUCAAUGUCUGACUACUAUUUUGGUAAAGUCAGUGACAAACAAAUAACAAGACUGGCGUUGCCUGGGGGGUCAACUGAGCAGAUCCGUUAUGCCACCUGGUGUGGACCAAAGGACUCAGUUGUUUUUGUGUUCAGAAACAAUAUUUAUUAUAAACAUCAAGCUUCAAGUCCCACGUCAUAUCAAAUAACAAAAGAUGGUAUACCAAAGUCAAUCUUCAAUGGCGUACCAGAUUGGGUCUAUGAGGAGGAGAUCCUGGCUACUGAUUAUGCAUUGGAGUGUUCUGCGGAUGGCACCUGGCUCAUUUUCUCAAAGUUCAACUCUAGUUUGGUCAGAUACUUCAAAUUCACCAAAUAUGGACCAAGGAAAAAUGCUUACACGCAGAUUGAAAAAAUUGCCUACCCAAAGCCGGGGUAUGAAAACCCUUUUGUUUCCUUGUUUGCUGUCAAUCUGGAGAAUGUAGUGCAAAGCUCUGGAAAUAAUGUGGUUUUAAAUGCACUUGAGCCCCCCAGUGUAUUCAAAGGAAUAGAGAAUUAUUACUACAUCAUGCAAUUCGUGAGAGGUGGUGCUGCGUAUACAAAGCACCAGGUCUAUGUCAGCUGGAUGAAUCGAGCACAGAACCACACGAUAACCCUGUAUUAUGAUCUUGACAGCUUGACUAAUAAGAAGAUUGAGGAGCACACCGUUGAAAAAGGAUGGGUCGACGAUGACUACCCUAAGCCAAAAUUCGCCAAUGAUGGGAGUUACUUCAUCAAUCUGCUGCCAAAAGAUGAAGGAAGUGCUGGCUUUUUCAGGCAUGUCGCGCAAGUGAAAACCGGGGGCACCGCGAGCGUGAACUUCCUCACUAGUGGAAAAUGGGAGGCCCAAGAUGUCGUGUGCUUUGACCCUGUCGGUGAAAUUGUGUAUUAUCGAAGCACAGAAACACACCCUGCUGAACGUCACGUUUACAGUUUAAAUGUCAAAACAAAGGAGAAGAAAUGUAUCACUUGUAGUUUUGCCGAUGAUAAUGGAUGCACCUACUAUUAUCCACAAUUCAGCAAACAGUGCACAUGGGUGAAUUUAUUAUGCCAAGGGCCCGUUGUUCCAUUUACAAAGCUUAGGAAUCUGAAAAGCGGCAAAAUGAUUUUGAUGGAGGACAACAAGGAACUGAAAUCUUCGUUGAAGCAGAGAUCGUUGCCAAAGCAAGUAAGAUACACAAUCAAAAGUGAUGGAUUUGAUGUUCCAGUGCAAGAGUUACGACCCCCAAAUUUUGAUCCGAAUAAAAAAUAUGCUAUCUUAUGCUCUGUAUAUGGUGGACCCGGAACUCAGAAGGUUAUCGACGCGUUUAACAUUGGCUGGGAUGCAUUCUUGGUAACUAACUAUGACAUCAUCGUUGUUUAUUUCGACGCAAGAGGAUGUGGUUACUAUGGUGACAAAUUCUUACAUGCAGUUUAUAGGCAGCUAGGGAGAUAUGAAUCAGUCGAUGCCAAUGCCGUUGCAAGGCACUUGACCAAGCAAACUUAUGUUGACAAGGAUAGGCUUUCAAUCUGGGGAUGGUCGUACGGAGGUUUCUAUACUGCAAGCGUGCUGGCGACUAGUGAUAAUUUGUACAAAGUUGGCAUCUCAGUAGCACCUGUGACUGAUUGGAGAUAUUAUGAUACGAUAUACACAGAAAGGUAUAUGGGACUGCCAACCAAGGAAGACAACCUCAAGGGCUAUGAGUUAACCUCGGUGCUUCCUUUCGUCCAGAACUUUAAAACUAAAAAGUUUCUACUUGUCCAUGGCACAGGAGAUGAUAAUGUUCACGUACAGCAAUCGAUGCAACUCGCUAAUGCCUUAGUUUCAAACAGCAUUCAGUUUAGGAUGCAGAUAUAUCCAGAUAAAGCUCAUGGCAUUCGUGGCAACACUACGAGAUACCACUUGUUUACUCUGAUGCUGCAGUUCUUUGAGAGUAAUCUAAAGCUUUUGUGAAUCAAAAAACUAGUUGGUGGAAUUUCGUGCUCUACCCUGACAACAAACAUGCUAUCAAUGGCAAUGGCUCAACACAUCAUUUAUUUACAAUGCUGACAAAAUUCCUAGAAACUUCUCUUAGCCUUUAAUUUUUUCAAUAUUUUGUACAUUGUAAUCAUUUACCUCAAUAUCUAUAAUUUAAAAUUAUUAAAAAAUUACAUUUAUUUGAAAAUUUAAAAAUAACCGGGAAAAGCGGAGACUAUUAUUUAACAAUCAAUAGCCUGGAAAUGUGUAUGGUCAAUAAUGAAGUAAUUUUUGUCAAAAACAAGUAACCAAUCAAAUAAUACACCAUUCUUUGUUCGCGCUACUUCCGAUCUGCAUCGGUAUAUGAAUGCCCGCAAACCUGGUUGGUCACUAUCCAAAAUUUGUUCUCUGUUGUCGGACCAAAAGUACUGAAGUAUGAACUGUUUCCGCUUUUUGGCCUAUUUUAAAUCUUUGUAUCCAUUUUUCAUGGUGUUUGAUGUCAAAUAGUCCGGGAAUUCUGACAAUUUUGGUAGCCAACAGGGAUGGUGGUACACUUGGUUACCUUUCUGCGCAUAAAAUGAUUUCUGUCAUCUGGCAUUGACUUAAGACCCGAUUAAGUAGCAAUUUGUUAAGUUAAACAUUUCCCCAAAUACGGCACGCUAUCCAAGCUCGAACCAAAGAAGUUCUUAAUGAAUUUCAAGCAAUUAUAUGCUAUUUAUUUCAGCGAUAUUUGGCUGAUAUCGCUCAGAAAACCAAAAAUAAGAACUGACAUCUUACUUCAUAUCUUAUUUGGUUAAGUUCUCGAGUUUGUUUCAAAAUAAGAAUAUUGUUUCAUUUAAAAUUUUUUCAUUUUCUGUUUCCUUUCUGACCCAUGUUUUUGCAGAUAUUUGUUAAUUUAUGUGAGAAUCAGUGAUGUCAUAUUUCAAUGUGUAUUGAGUUAUGUGAUUUGAAAAUUAAUCAUAUAUUCAUUUGUGAUUUCCUGUAUGACCGCUGGUUAAUGAGUAUUUUCGUAUCAAUUAUUGUACGUUAUGAAGCUAGUAAAUAUUUAGAUAAUGUGUGUGGAAUCCAAGUAAACUUUUGUAAA
Rhopilema esculentum is the source of this 3841-nucleotide messenger RNA. RefSeq names its product prolyl endopeptidase FAP. Gene Ontology annotation, biological process: proteolysis. Gene Ontology annotation, cellular component: plasma membrane. The record is from RefSeq and is a predicted model, not a curated record. Gene Ontology annotation, molecular function: dipeptidyl-peptidase activity; serine-type peptidase activity. Lineage: Eukaryota; Metazoa; Cnidaria; Scyphozoa; Rhizostomeae; Rhizostomatidae.